Molecule: messenger RNA, 3538 nt
Organism: Drosophila grimshawi
Lineage: Eukaryota; Metazoa; Arthropoda; Insecta; Diptera; Drosophilidae
Gene: Shaw
Product: potassium voltage-gated channel protein Shaw
Exons: 9
Coding region: 655-2559 (634 amino acids)
Biological process (GO): protein homooligomerization; potassium ion transmembrane transport
Cellular component (GO): voltage-gated potassium channel complex; dendrite membrane; axon
Molecular function (GO): delayed rectifier potassium channel activity; protein binding
Source: RefSeq, a predicted model, not a curated record
CGCAGAGCCCCAAAAAGUCGAGAGCCGAGCACGAAACGUGAAGCAGCGUCGAGACGGGGCACGUUAAACGGCACAAAAGUGUAGUGUAGUUCUAGGCUUUAAGGUUUUUUUUCCCCCUUUUUUGUUUUUGUUUUUAUGUUGCAAUCCUUUUGGUUUGUCACAACACACAGGCAGACACAAACAGACACAAAAGCAACUAAAACACAACAACGACGGCGAAAACUAUUCAGCGAUUAUGUUUAUUGGCAUCGUGCACAAAAUCCGAAAACCCAGCAAAUAGCGCAAUGUUGUCCAACCUGACCCCAACCUAUGCAUACGCGCCAGGCACGUCCAACAGACAAAGUGAGUGGAAGUGAGGGUGGUGACAUCAGUAGGCGUGACCAGCAGUUGCCAGCCACGGCUCCGGAGAGCGCGUGUGCCUUUUAAACGGGACACGCGACAGUGACAAACUCAACUCGUGGGCAAGGAAUACACAGAACAAAAUAUUCAGGUUUGCGGCUAACACAAAUCACACGUAGAACUUAGCCCACAAACAAUACAAAACAAAAAAGAGAUAGAUAUAUAUACAACGUAUAUCCAACGAAAUAUAUAAACACAUAUCGUAGAUAGAGCUAAUCAAAUUAGCAACUGGCACACUUCAUUUUUACUGUGAUCAUGACAUAUAUACCUAAGAAUAUGCAUCAUUAUGCGCAUGCAGCCAUGAAUCUGAUCAACAUGGACUCGGAGAACCGUGUCGUGCUCAACGUGGGCGGCAUUAGACAUGAGACAUAUAAGGCUACACUGAAAAAAAUACCAGCGACGCGUCUGUCGCGCCUGACCGAAGCGCUGGCCAACUAUGAUCCCAUACUGAACGAGUAUUUCUUCGAUCGGCAUCCGGGCGUAUUCGCACAAGUGCUCAAUUAUUACAGAACUGGCAAGCUGCACUAUCCCACAGAUGUGUGCGGUCCGCUGUUCGAGGAGGAAUUGGAAUUUUGGGGUCUUGACUCGAAUCAGGUGGAGCCCUGCUGCUGGAUGACCUAUACACAGCAUCGCGACACACAGGAAACCCUUGCCGUACUUGAUCGCUUGGAUCUGGAUACGGAAAAACCGUCCGAAGAGGAAUUGGCGCGCAAAUUUGGAUUUGAAGAGGAUUAUUAUAAGGGCACCAUAUCCUGGUGGCAGGAAAUGAAACCACGCAUUUGGUCGCUAUUCGAUGAGCCUUACAGUUCUAAUGCCGCCAAGACCAUUGGAGUCGUUUCGGUAUUCUUCAUAUGCAUUUCGAUAUUGUCCUUCUGCCUGAAAACCCAUCCGGACAUGCGUGUGCCCAUUGUUCACAACGUGACCGUGAAAACGGCCAACGGCAGCGCCGCCUGGUUCCUGGACAAAUCAAUGACCAAUGCGCACAUUGCCUUCUUCUACAUAGAAUGCGUUUGCAAUGCCUGGUUUACAUUUGAGAUACUGGUGCGCUUUAUCUCAUCGCCGAAUAAGUGUGAAUUCUUAAAGUCAUCUGUUAACAUCAUAGAUUAUAUAGCGACGCUUAGUUUUUAUAUCGAUCUAGUGCUUCAGCGAUUCGCAUCGCAUCUGGAGAACGCGGAUAUACUCGAGUUCUUCUCGAUCAUACGCAUAAUGCGACUCUUCAAGCUGACGCGCCACUCGUCCGGCCUGAAGAUACUCAUCCAAACGUUCCGGGCAUCGGCGAAGGAGCUGACGCUGCUGGUAUUCUUCCUGGUGCUGGGCAUUGUGAUCUUUGCCAGCCUCGUCUACUACGCCGAGCGCAUCCAGCCCAAUCCACACAACGACUUCAACAGCAUACCGUUGGGCCUGUGGUGGGCUCUGGUCACCAUGACCACGGUCGGCUACGGCGAUAUGGCGCCCAAGACCUACAUUGGCAUGUUUGUGGGUGCCCUUUGUGCCCUUGCCGGUGUGCUAACCAUUGCACUGCCAGUGCCCGUCAUAGUCAGUAACUUUGCCAUGUACUAUUCGCAUACACAGGCGCGAGCCAAACUGCCAAAGAAGCGUCGACGAGUGCUUCCCGUGGAACAGCCGCGACAGGCGCGUCUGCCAGGUGAGCGCGCUCCCGGCGGCGUCAGUGGCUGCGGUACUCCAGGCUCUGGUCCGCAUUCGGGUCCGAUGGGCUCGGGCGGCACCGGACCGCGCCGCAUGAACAAUAAAACCAAGGAUCUGGUUAGUCCCAAGUCAGUUGCUCAACUCUUCACAGGUCCCUUGGGAGCCAGCAUCGUUGCGAUGAGUCCGCGCACCAUGUUAGAUUUGAAUCCGGCACUGGCCAUGGGUAAGCCCACAUUUCAGCCUCGUUUCCCAACACAACUAGCAGCGACGACCACGACCACGCCCACGCCCGUGCCCCCGCCCUUUUUGGUGUCGACAAUGCCAGCAACAUUAGCAGGCACGGUGACAGCAACAGUUGUCGGUGCAGCAGCAGCAGCUGCAUCGGGCACAUUGCCAGCGGUUCCCAGCAUAGCGGUUUCUACAACCGCCAGUUUGGGCAAGGAUAGCACUGGCACUGGCACCACCACCACCACGAGCACCACUGUGGAGGCCACCAAGAAGGCAUUUCUCUAAAAAAAAAGAGUGAAACAGCUGAACAACAUGAAAAGCGUUCUCAAACCCAUCAAGCAAUAUUUAGCCUAUAACCUAUCAAAUAUUAACCUUCGCAUACGUAUGACAACUACUUAUGAUUAAUUAUCAAUCUAUUAUCACGCUAACUAGACUCCCAUAUUCGGCCAUAUCAUGACAUACAUAUUACUGUAGCUAUAUAAGUAUUAUUACAAUUAAUAAUGCAACACGGCACUGCUUGGCAUUUCGAGGAGAUACCAAAUAGCGCUUUUAAUAAUGAAGGUUUUUUAUUUAAAAGCUAAUCGAUCCAUUUUAACAAAUCCACAAAUAGCCAGAAAUGUACAGACUACGUAUGUAGGUAACCAUUUUAUCAGUCGCAGAUACAAGAAUUAAAUAACAAAUUGAUUUUAAUUAGUUCCUUAAGUAUUGUCUGACAACAAUUGUGUUUCGCAAGCUUUAAUUUCAUUUAGAAUUUAGUCAAAACAUCAAAGAAUUGUGCUGUUUUUAAAGCUCAGUAAUUGAAAAGUUUUCUGCGAAUUUUCAGUAUUUAUUUAGCUGCCCCAAACAAAAAACAAUCUCAACUAACUCGAUUUUGGUUUGUGCUGUGCAAACAUUAUGAUGCUUAUCAACUUUGUAAAAUUCUAAUUAGAAAAAACUCUAGAAAGCUCCAGACAUCAGAUCUAUAAAAUCAAAUACGAAAAAAGAAAAAAAAAAUAAAGAAACAAAAAAUGUGUGCUUAGAAUUCAUUGGAGCGUUCAACGUUGGCAAUCGCGUCUUAAAGGCACGUGUUAACUUUGGAGCUAAUAAGUACUUACAUCCUAUGGACCAUCUUAUUUGGCUUCAGCGUUGAAUGCUGCGAACCGAAAAACAUUGUGCAAACUUCUAAAAACUUUAGAAAAACAAAUGAAAAAUUCCCGUCUGGCUGUUUCUCAUCAACACACAACACACAAAUUAGCAGCGGGAGUAAAAAAAAAUUAAAUAAAAC